AUGUCUGUUCGUCGAAUGGUUAUAUUUGGUGUUGUAUCAUUUAAUUAUUUAGCAAAACAAGUUAAAACUACUUUAUCUUAUGCAUUAGGCACAGCUACAGCUGUUACUUAUUGUUACGUUCAAAAUCUAUUUAAUAAACAUCAUGCUGCUAUGCUUGUUUUUUUUCGUUUAACAUCAGCUUCACUUGAUACUGAUGUUUCGGAAAAUUAG
Messenger RNA from Rotaria sp. Silwood2, 210 nucleotides. NCBI's taxonomy places the organism in Eukaryota, Metazoa, Rotifera, Eurotatoria, Philodinida, Philodinidae. The record is from the annotation of a GenBank genome assembly.